Rosa chinensis is the source of this 6678-nucleotide messenger RNA. RefSeq lists its product as uncharacterized. The record is from RefSeq and is a predicted model, not a curated record. The transcript is spliced from 6 exons. Lineage: Eukaryota; Viridiplantae; Streptophyta; Magnoliopsida; Rosales; Rosaceae. The coding region runs from base 394 to 6411 and encodes 2005 amino acids. Gene Ontology annotation, molecular function: ADP binding.
AGCAUAAUCACAAUGUCCUCCUCUUCAUAUUUCGGCCUCUCUCUGAUCUGAAAUCUUCAUUUCCCUUCUCAGAUAAAUCACAUAUUAGCAGAGAGGUACGCUAAUUCUUGUAUCCCGUAUGUCAUAUUGUAUAGUCAUCAAAAAACAAAAAGGAAAAAAAAAAUUAUUUAGUUGCUUCGUUUCUUUCAUUACUUUUGCUUUGCUUCAUAUAUUGGAUUGUCUGAACCUGUAAUCACUUAAAAGCAAAGAGAUUUUGCUUUUUUUGUUAUCUGUACACAUCCAGCAAGGAAAAACAAUCUUACCUUCAUUGGUCAGUCUUUCCUCUUUUCCUGUGUCUUUGAUAUUGCUAAGUUUAAGCAUCAUCCUUGGUUUAAAAAAAGGGGAAAGUAGAGAAUGGAAAAAAUCUGCUUUUCAGUUCUUGGAAAACUCGCAGAGUACACAGUAGCACCAGUUCUGCGACAGUUUAGCUAUCUGAUUCACUGUGAGAGCAACAUCGAUAAUCUCACCAGCCAGGCUGGGAGGCUGGCCGACAAAAGAGAUGGAAUACAGCUAGCCAUGGAUGCGGCGACCAGAAACUUAGAGACUAUUGCUCCUGAAGUUGAGUCCUGGCUGCAUGAUGUUAACAAUACCAUACAGGACAAGGAGACGUGUUUUGAGGAAGAAACUGUAGCAAAGGCAACAUGCUGUAAUGGAUGGUUUCCAAAUUUGAAGUAUCGUCAUUCCUUGAGUAGGAAAGCUAAGAAGAUGACUGUGAUUGUUGAUAAGCUCCUUGGAGACGGGAGUUUCGCAGUCAUAUCUCACCCAGCUCCUCCCCCAGAGAUAUUUCCAUUUCCAAACAAAAAACAUUCCGAGUCUGUUGAUAAGGCUUUGGCCAAGCCCCAUGAAUGGGCAAGCUCCUCAGGAACCUCCAACCCUGCUCCUCCAUCACUUAUGAAACUAUCUGAGAAUUUGGAAUACAGAUUACCUUAUACGAAGGUCGUGAAUGCUUUGCAUAAUGAUGAUAUCAACAUGAUUGGCAUUUGCGGGACAAUCAAAGGAGGAGAUACGAUGACAGCAAAAGAAUUCAUCCAGAUAGUAAAACACCAAGAUAUAUUUGAGGAGGUUGUGAUGGCAGUUGUGUCCCAUGAUCCAGACUUGAAGCGGAUACAAGUCGAAAUUGGAGAUAUGCUAGGGCUGAAUUUGGAAAAUAUGAGUUUGAUUGAAGGAGCAGAGAUGCUUCAUUCUAGAAUGUUUAGCGAUACAGAGAGGUUCCUUGUUGUAUUGGCUGAUGUUUGGAAAAUACUUGAUUUGGAAGCAGUUGGAAUCCCUCAUGGUGAAAGUAACCAAGGAUGCAAGAUCAUAUUUUUGUCAAGACUGCCAAAUGUAUUUAGUGAGUUGAGAACUCAGAGUAAUUUCAAAUUGUUAUUGACAUCUAUAUCCGUUGAAGGACCCAUGGAUUUUGAAUCAAGAAGUUCAGUCCUUACAGAAGUAAUGAAUGCUCUCACCGAUGACCAAAUAAACCCAAUUGUAAUAUGCGGAAUGCCUGGUAUAGGCAAGACAACCUUGGUGAAAGAAGUUGGAAAAAAGGCAAAAGAAGGCGGCCUAUUCGAUGAGGUUGCAAUGGCUGUUAUGACCCAGGAUCCUGACUUGAGUCAUAUUCAAGAUGAAAUUGCAGAUUUUCUGGGUUUGAAACUUACUGAACAGAGUUUACCUGGAAGAGCAUAUAAGUUACGUGGAAGAUUAUCGGGUAGUAAGAGGGUUCUUGUAAUAUUAGACAAUGUUUCAACACCAGUAGAUUUGGAAGCAUUAGGUAUUCCACUUUGUUGUGAUAAACAGGGUUGCAAGAUUCUGGUAUCAUCACGAAGCCAAGAUAGAUUCAAUGAGAUAAAAACCAAAAAGAAUUUUCCUAUUGGUGUUUUGAAAGAAUCAGAAGCAUGGUGUCUGUUUAAGGAGUCGGCAGGCGAUUCCAUUGAAUCUCCAGAGCUACAUUCUGUAGCACAUCAGGUUCUGAGUGAGUGUGCUGGUUUGCCAAUUGCAAUUUCUACUGUUGGAAGGGCACUGCAACAUAAAAGCAAGCAAAUGUGGAAAGACGCGGUUAGACAACUAAGAAAGGCUUGUCCGGAGAACAUUCCAGGAGUGAUACAAGAAGUGUAUGGGAAAAUAAAGUUGAGUUACGAAUGUUUAAGUAGCAAGGAAGCCAAAUCAUGUUUUUUACUCUGUUGCCUAUAUCCAGAAAGUGGUAAUAUACUGGUUGAAGAUUUGGUUAAGUAUGGGGUUGGGCUUGGGUUAUUUAACAGCAUUGAUUCAAUGGAAGAAGGAAGAAACAGUGUAGAAACAUUGAUUGACAUACUCAAGAGUUGUUUUUUGUUGUUAGACAGCAACAAGAAAGGGUGCGUUAGAAUGCAUGAUGUGGUCCGCGAUGUUGCCCUGUUCAUAUUCUCUGAGGGUAAAGAGAGAUUUUUGGUAAGAUGUGAAGUGGAACUGAAGGAUUGGCCUAAGAUUAAUAGUGUUUCUAAGCAGUACAUGUGCAGUACACUGAUAAACAAUCAAACUCAUCAGCAUACUGUGCUUUUAUUAUUGUCAAGCAUGGAUAAAUUGUCUUUGGAACCACCAUCCACUAUAUUUGAAGGAAUGGGAGAUCUUAAGGUUUUAGGCAUGAGGAGCACAGUUGUUUCGCCAAUACUGCCAUCGCUUCCACUUUUAAGAAACCUUCAAACGUUGUCUCUGGAGCAUUGCAAUUUUAACAACGAUCAUGUCAAGAUACUCAACAGUGUCCUCGGAAAGCUACGGACACUGAUGAUACUCAGCUUUCGUGGCUCUUGCAUCAAAGAAUUACCUGAUGAACUUAAAAAUUUGUCGAAGCUAAGGUUGCUAGAUUUGACAGGAUGUAUUGGUCUUGAGAUGAUUUCACCACGUGUCAUUUCUAGCUUAACCCAACUAGAGGAAUUAUACAUGUGGAAUAGCUUUGACAACUGGGUGGUCCUAAGAGAUGAACAUGUCUCAGAAACCCUACUAAGAGAUGAACAUGCCUCAAAAAAUACCCAACUGUUCAGGCCAGAGGAGUUGGUGAAUAUCUUUGAGUCAGCUCGUUUUGAGGAACAUAGGAAAGUAAACACUAAUGCAGAACUUUCAGAGCUACUUUCCUUGAGCUGUUUGACUAGUUUAGAAGCUGCUCUUCCACCAACUAAAACUAUGCAAAGCAGUGUGGCAUUUCAUAAGCUUGAAAGAUUUAAAAUCUCUAUAGAAUCCAGGAAAUCCAUUUAUAAUUUCUUCAUGGAUGAGGAAAGAAGAUUGGAUGUAAGCCCUUCUGAGAACUACUUGAGACUUCAUGAUCUUGAUGGAAACUCUCUUGUCGGAAGUACAAUCUCUAUGUUACUGAAGAAAACCAACACACUAGAUCUGAAAAUGAAAAAGCUCAAGGAUGCUCUCAAUUUCAUAGAUGGAGACUGUUUUGUAAACUUGAAGUCUCUAACACUGCAAGAUUGUAAGGCUAUGGAAUAUCUCAUUGACAUGACGGAUAUAGUUCCACUUCCACGUAAUGCAGUGCUUCCGGUCUUAGAUACGCUGAAUAUCCGAAGUGCAGAUAGGAUGAAGGAGAUAUGUCAUGGUCAGCUUCCAAUGGGGUCAUUUGAAAAGCUAAUCCAGAUAUCUUUAAGCAAUCUGUCUCAAUUGACACAUGUAUGGAAGAUAGAAGCUCAGUUUGAAUGCCUCGAAAAUCUAAGACGUGUCGUUGUGAAAUCCUGUUCAGCUUUGAAGUUUGUCUUCCUGUUGUCUACUGGUAAUGAUCUUAAGCAACUUGAAGAACUAGAGAUUGCAUCUUGCCCGUCCUUGGAAGAGAUAUUUACCUUGGAAGGAUCAGGACAUCAGAUCAAGUGCCUGAAUUUGAUACGAUUGAGUCUUGUUGAUCUAAGGCUUAAGGCAAGCACAAACGCAUGCAUGAUGAACUUCCCUCAACUAAUCACCUUGGAGCUCAGACGCCUACCAGAACUCAUCAGUCUCUUUCCGAGUCAUUUGGCUUCAAAACACAGCUCUAAUGCCACUAAUGUUCUAUUUGACCCCAAGGUUAAACCUUUUCGUGAGCUACGGUAUAUGGUGGUGAGCAGCUGUAACAAUCUACUUGGUGUUUUCUCAUCCAGUGUGGUGCAAAACUUACAGAAUCUUGAACAACUUGAAGUAUGGUCUUGUGACUCACUGGAAACAGUAUUUGAGCUUGAAGGUUUAGAAAUAAAAGAAAAGGAUGGUGUUACUGCAACACUAUUGUCUUGCUUGGAGAAAAUGGAGUUGGGUGAUCUACCCAUGUUGGCAUACUUGUGGAAGCCACCUCAAAACAUUCUGGCAUUUCAAAACUUAACAACGCUUCAAGUUUCGAGUUGCAACAGAUUGGAAUAUGUGUUCCCGCUCUUCAUGGUAGGAGGUCUAGUAAAACUAGAAUCCAUGUACAUCACAUAUUGCCCUCGAAUAGCAGAAAUUUUUGCAAAAACUGAAGAACAUGGCAAUGAAGAGAAAACAAAUGAAAUUGUUAUUUCUCAGGUAAAAACUCUCCAUCUUUCCGGUUUACAUAGACUCAAAAGAUUUUGUCUUGUACCAUGCACUGUUGACUUCCCAUCAUUGAAAACACUGGUGCUCACCGACUGCGGUGACCUGAAGACAUUUGUUCCACCGGUCGUAGCCACAGGAAGUGACCCGAUCUACCUUUUUGGGGAACAGGUUGAUUUUCCAGUUUUGGAGACACUAGAAAUUCGCGACGUGGACAACUUCAAGGAGAUAUUCAGCAAACAAAUUUCACACAAUUCCUUCUGUGAACUAAGAGAUCUAAACGUGUCCAAUUGUAUGAAAUUAUUGCAUUCGGUGCCAAUGUUUAUGCAAAACAGGUUGCCGAAACUAGAGAAGUUACAUGUCAGUGACUGCAGGUCACUAGAAGGGAUUUUUGAAUUGAGAGAAAUAUCUGCUGAUGAAGGGGAAGCUGUAACCAUUGCACAGUCAGGAGAGACAUCUUCAAUUUCCCAACCUGAACGAAUAAUAAACCAGAUGGAUUCCAGACUAACCCGAGGCUUUCCAAAUUUGACAUCAAUAAAUAUUUCUCAUUGUAACAAUUUGAGAAAUCUGCUCUCUCUCUCCACUGCCAGAGGUCUGGUGAAGCUCAAAAAUCUAUCCAUAGAUCACUGCCAGAAGAUGGAAGAAAUCAUAGCAGCAGAUGGCAAGGAAACAGAGGACACGGUUGUUUUCCCAAUCCUGGAGACACUAGAAAUUCGCGACAUGGACAACUUCAAGGAGAUAUUCAGCAAACAAAUUUCACACAAUUCCUUCUGUGAACUAAGAGAUCUAAACGUGUCCAAUUGUAUGAAAUUAUUGCAUUCGGUGCCAAUGUUUAUGCAAAACAGGUUGCCGAAACUAGAGAAGUUACAUGUCAGUGACUGCAGGUCACUAGAAGGGAUUUUUGAAUUGAGAGAAAUAUCUGCUGAUGAAGGGGAAGCUGUAACCAUUUCACAGUCAGGGGAAACACCUUCUAUUUCCCAACCUGAACGAACAAUAAACCAGAUGGAUUACAGACUAACCAAAGGCUUUCCAAAUUUGACAUCAAUAAAGAUUUCUGGUUGUAACAAUUUGAGAUAUCUGCUUUCUCUCUCCAUUGCCAUAGGUCUGGUGAAGCUCAAAAAUCUAUCCAUAGAUCACUGCCAGAAGAUGGAAGAAAUCAUAGCAGCAGAUGGCAAGGAAACAGAGGACACGGUUGUUUUCCCAAUCCUGGAGACACUAGAAAUUCACUUCAUGGACAACUUCAAGGAGAUAUUCAGCAAACAAAUUUCACACAAUUCCUUCUGUGAGCUAAGAGUAAGAGUACUCAGGGUGUCCUUUUGUAACAAAUUAGAGCGUUUGUUUCCAAUUUAUAUGCAAAAUGGAUUGCAGAAACUGGAGAGCUUAAUUGUGGAACAUUGUUCAUUACUAGAAGAGAUUUUUGAAUGUAGUCGGUCGACUGGCAAUGAGCAUGCUGUCGUAGUAUCCCAAUCUGUAGGGAUACAGAGUCAUCAAGGCUUUCAGAGUCUAACUUCUAUAGAAAUCUUAAAAUGUGAGAGACUGAGAAUUCUGCUCUCACCUCGCAUUGCCAGAGGUCUCACGAAUCUCAAAACUAUAAAUAUAUGCCGUUGCGAGGGGUUGGAAGAAAUAGUAACAAAGGAGGUUGAAGAAACAGAUAUGAGAAACAUUCUCCCUCAGCUAACUUUUCUGAAACUUGACCUUCUAAUUAAUCUCACUAGUUUUUCCCAAGGAAAAUAUAUUUUAGAAUGGCCUUUAAUGGAAGAGAUACUGAUCACGUGGUGCCCCAAGAUGAAAAAAUUCUGUUUUGGGUCCCUCAGCACACCGAGGGAAGUGAAAUUAAGUUUCAAUGAACGCACAGAUGUGAAUCUUCAGCGGGAGCUCGAAAACAGUAGGAAAUAAAGCUGAUCAGAUUUGGAAUUCAUUCGUGGGUGUGCAGGAGUGAAUGCAGGGAGAAGUUUGGUACAGAUUGAGAUACAGUUGUGUUGAUUGCCACAUUUUCGGCUGCAGCAGAAACCAUGUAGACGAUAUACAGUUUUGGUGAAUACAUUUGUUCAAGCAUUGUAACGGCACUUUGGUUAUCUGGAGAAAAAAAAAACAAAAAAAGAGUGUUCAGUGAGAUUGAUAGCUUUGUGAGAGGAGUGAUGGUUGCCUAGUGGAAAAAAAAAA